CGUUGCCGUUGUGUCAAAAAGCAGAACUGGCAGAAGAAAACAUUUGGACAAUGGUGGUCCAAAAGUAGUAAAAUUUUAUCGAUUUUUAAGGUGUUGCAAGAAAGUUACCAAUUGAUUGGUGCGUGUUGUUGCCUCGUGUACGUCCAGCCGUCUGUUCCGGUAAGUGUGUCCGGCGCCGUGCUAACGCGAUUAGCCUGUAACCGGGCCGGACGAAACAACGGUUAGCCGAAGGGGGGGCUUCGACGUCCGGAUCUUCGCUUACCCCCCUGUCGUAGGCCAGGCUCUGUUGCUGGGUGCGUUACUGUGGGCGUGUGUUGUGUCGGUAUGCCUCGUAUCAACUUUAGCCGUACUGAGCGAUUCGCUCAGAUGUCGAAGCAGGAGCAACUGAUCGCACAGAAACGACAGCAGAUCCUAGAGAAGCAGCGUACACUCGAGCUAGCGAAACAGAUUGCCGCCGAAGCGACCAAGGAUACGCCAAGCGUGACGGAGGCACCGGAAGAUACGGAUACGUCAGGAAAGGUUUUGCUUCCAUUCAGCAACGACGGUUCAUUCCUCGAACGGUUCAAACAGCUAAGAGAGAAGAUAGUAAAACAGACCGACGAUCAGGUGAAACCAGCUGUCCCCGAACAGGACGCUACGGUUAACAUUGAAUCAACACCGGCUGUGGGUGUGUCCGCUAGCACCAGCAGUGAACAGAUGUUCAAGUUUGACAUCCCACCGCCAACGCUUUUACCAACGCUUCCACCACCACCUCCGCCACCACCACCACCACAGCUACCAGCCAUGGCAGACGAUGUCCAUUUUGAGCCGUUUUACGAUCUGCCCCCGGUGGUGGCAGACGCCACCAGCGUCCCGGAUGAUACUGCCCGCACCGGCGGUAGCGAGGUAGAACUGCCGAACUGCCAAGUAUUUUCAGAACAUGAUAAAUUACCAACCACUGUUGAAGAAUUAAUUCAAUUGGUUGCCGAUAUCGGUGAUGUUUAUGAAGAUAAAUUAUGUUCACGUAAAAAUGAUUUGCAUCCGUCGCUUUGGUUCGUGUUCGAUAAACAAUCGGAGGCGUAUCGUGGCUUUCGCCGGAUGAUUGCGGUACGGCGUGAAACGAAUGCGGAAGAAGCGGCUGCAGAUGCGGCACACAGCAGAAGAGUGAUCGACGCAGUACCGAUCAGUGGCGAUGAGGAGGAGGAAGAUGAUGACGAUGCCAAAUACGAUCCGGCCGAUGUGCUGGACGAUUCGAUCAUCGACGAUGGGCAGGAGAAUCACGCGAAGCCACAGCCGACAGGCGUUCCGGAAAGUUCGAAAGGCCCGUCCGAAAUUCCUAUUCACAUGAUGCCGAACUUCUAUGGCGACGAGCGGCACUUUUACGAUGAUAAAUCGACGACGGAAACGGACUCCGAUACGGAGUAUGUACGUGAGGCACGGGAGCGCAAUCUGAAGAAUCUCAAGCGCAAAACGUUUGAUGCUGGGAACCGGCGUGAAGACGGCAGUUCGACCGAUUCCGAUGAUGACUAUCAUGGCGGGUUGGGAGACAGUGCAAAUGAAUCGUUGAACGACAAAAAUGGUGGUAGCUCCGGUGCGGGCGGUAGUGCCACUGGUGGCAGCGGUGGGGGUGGUGUUGGCGGAGGAACAGGAGGAGGAGGAGGAAGUGGUUCUCGUGGCCAUCGACAGAAAUUUCGCAAAAAGUCACGCUGGGGUGAGAAUACGGAUGGGACAGGAACAGCUGGCAGUCAGGAAGGUACGAUGGCUGGAGCAGCACAGGAACAACAAAAGCAGCAGCAACAGCAGCAACCCCCCCUGCAGCAAGGAAGUAUGCUGGGAGUUCCAUGGACCGGGGGACAUUUAAAUGUACCGCCACCUCCACCUCCACCACCACUACCGGCAGCACCAGCUACGCCAAUCGACGAUAAAAAUCCCGGUCUGCUGCAGUACGUGUUCCAUCAUUACGGUAAGGUAGCGGGUGUUUCUCCGGAAUGCUGGAGCAAAGCGGAAGAACACUACCGUUUGCAGCUGCUGUAUGACGAUCUGACGCAGAAGAUACAGCGGCACGAUCAGUUUUUGCGCUGUGUAACGGACGGACAGCGCGUGGACUCGGAUGAGGAACGUCGGCUGAACACAGUGAAGCUGGAGGCGAUCAUGUGUUGGAUCAGUGAGAUAACGCACCUGCACGAUCGCAUACGUCCGAAGCAUUUGAGUGAUUUUUUAAUGCGCGGCGAUUAUGAACGAUUUGUCGAACGGUUUCGCCGAACGUCCGACCGUCAGCCGAACUUUGAGGAUUACAAAGAGUUCCGGUUGCGGGAAGCGAAUGGAACCCUUGCGGAUGCCGGGUCGAGUACGGCCCGUCCGGAUGAUGGGUCGGGAAAACGUGAGUACAGUUCGACCGAUUCGGAUUUCGUGCCCUACCAGGAACAGCAACCACCCGGACAGUCGACCGAUCAAGGUGGCAGUGCACAGGGAAAUGGAAAAUCGGAAACACGCACCGUUGAACCCACUUCCACCGUGGGUGGAGGUGAAAAGCGAGCCGCCGAAGGAACGGUCGAAGAGCAGCAACAGCAACAAUUGGCAGCAAAGCGGCGUAAAAGCCGUUGGGGUGGACAGGUGGAGUGUGGCCCACAGUUCGUUCCCGGUCAGAGCUUCCGGACACAGCCGCCACCACCGCUGCCAGCUCAUCCACCCGGUCCACCACCGUCCCUGCCACCGACCAAGCUGUCCACAGUAAGCCGCACCGAUCCGGCAUUGCUGGCGUAUGCGCGGCAAAACUUUGGCACCACGAACCUCUCGGAAGAGGACUGGAAGAAGGCGGAAGAUCACUACAAGAUCAAUCUGCUUUACCAGGACAUGUUGCGCAAACGGCAGGAAAUUGAUCGGCUCUCGAACAGUGGACGGUUCAAGUACGAGUACGAUUCGGACGAGGACACAACCGGCGGUACCUGGGAACAUAAGCUGCGCCAGCAGGAGAUGGAAGCGACGCAAAAGUGGGCGAAUGAGCUUACGCGCCAGUCGGAGGGCAAACAUCAUAUUGGUGACUUUUUGCCACCGGAGGAAUUGCGCAAAUUUAUGGAAAAAUACGAAGCGCAGAAGAACAAUCGUCAGCCGAAUCUGAGCGACUACAAGGAUUACAAGCUGCGCGAGGAUAACGUUGGUUUCCAAAUGCUACAGAAGCUUGGUUGGAAGCAGGGCCAGGGCCUGGGAGCGGAUGGUAGCGGUAUUGUGGAUCCAAUCAAUAAGGCCGCACAGCGAGACAAUAAUCAGGGCUUGGGCAUCAUUACCCCGGACAACCCGGAGGUUAACGAUAAUGAGUACGAUGCGUACCGAAAACGCAUGAUGUUAGCGUACCGGUUCCGGCCAAAUCCGCUGAACAAUCCGCGUCGUGCUUAUUAUUAACCUGCUUAAUGGCAUUUAGAAAAAAAAAUCUGGGAUCUGGACUGGCGUACAAUAUCGAUAGUAAAUGUAAGCUACACGCGUUGGCACCAUGCGUGUUAUUUCUUUAAUGGCUUUUCGUCGACCUGCUGAUGAUGUAGCGUACGAAAGCGAUGGAUGUGUUAUUAAACGUUUUUGUAUUAGGUGAAUGCAAGCUAUACAUGCAAACUGCAAACCAAAUUUCCCAACUCUAUCAACCCUAAAUAAAAAGGGUUCGGAUGAAAGAGAGCAGAGGAAAAAAAUAGCGAAGCUGUGCGCGAUGGUUAGUGAUUGAUUUGCGCUUAAUUCUUGUUAGCGAUGUUUUGGUUAGUAUAAAGAGCCGAAGUUCUUUUUUUGUUUUGCAACUAUCCCGAAUUCUGCGUUAUGCAAUCUGGUUUGUAUACGCGAUCGAUGUGUAAUGCACUUAACGGAAAGAUUAGCAAUGAUCGUGAAAUGCUGCUUGAUAAGUUUGUUUGUAAAAUCCAGUAGCACAUUUCUGGUAGAAAUGUGUACGCUUUGACGUCUCGUGUUCACUCGUUAGACGAUCUUUAAGCGAUCUUUUAGGAAAAGAAAGGAGCUAGUGCGUUUGUAUGCAAGAUAGUGCCGAAUGUUGAAGAACUUUGUAAGGAAGAAGCUAGAACAAACGGGAUUUAAUUUAUGUUGCCGCACCAUUCGUCUUAGCGCACUUGUAUGUGAACGCAGAUGGAUGCGAAACAGCAAAACAAAACUGAUGCAUUAUUGUAUUGAAAUUAUGGAACAAAACAUUGAAUAUGUGAAAUUGGUUAUUAGUGUAUACUCCGUUUUAUAGCUGGAGUAAUAAAAAAAGGAACAACCAGCAAACGAAUGUCAAGAUGCUUAGCUGUAAGUGAAUUAUACAAAUUGUAAUAAAUAAAGGGCACAGUAUGUUCGUCUGCAACAAACUA
Anopheles funestus (African malaria mosquito) is the source of this 4316-nucleotide messenger RNA. RefSeq lists its product as uncharacterized. Gene Ontology annotation, molecular function: RNA binding. Bases 325 to 3378 code for a protein of 1017 amino acids. The transcript has 7 exons. The record is from RefSeq and is a predicted model, not a curated record. Lineage: Eukaryota; Metazoa; Arthropoda; Insecta; Diptera; Culicidae. Gene Ontology annotation, cellular component: nucleoplasm.